AUGAGUUUAUGCUCUGAUCUCAUUAAGGGAUCAGACGAAAAGACUUUGGAGGACUUGACGUCCAAUGUGAAGCAAAUACAAGACAAUGUAUUAGAGGAGAUACUCACACUUAAUGCUAACACCGAGUAUCUUGAACGUUUUCUCCAUGGGAGCUCUGAUAAAGAGCUUUUCAAGAAGAACGUUCCCGUGGUGACCUACGAGGAUGUGAAGCCUUUUAUCGACCGUCUCGCGAAUGGAGAGUCCUCUGAUAUUAUUUCUGGCAAUCCCAUCACAGGAUUCCUUCUAAGUUCCGGAACGUCCGGAGUUAAAAGGAAGAUGUUUCCUCGUACCAACAAGUACUUGGAAAACCUCAAAUUCAUCUAUUGUUACCGUUCGCUCGUUAUAAGCAAGCAUAUAGAUGGUCUUGAGCAUGGGAAGGGAAUGGUGUUUAACUUUUGUACACCAGAGAACACAACUCCUUCUGGUUUGCCAUCAGCAGCUGCGACAACGAGCUUCUUCAAGAGUGAUUAUUUCAAGAACCGACCAUCAUGUUGGCAUUGGUCAUUCACAAGUCCUGACGAAGUCAUAUUGUGUCCAGACACCAAUCAGACUUUGUACUGUCAUCUUCUAUGUGGCAUUGUUCAAAGAAACGAGGUUGUCAAGGUUGGUGCCGCCUUUGUUUCAAUUUUGCUCCGAGCAAUCAUAUUUCUUGAGAACUUUUGGAAAGAAAUUUGCACUAAUAUCCGUUAUGGUCAUCUUAGUGAGUGGAUCACUGAUACUAGUUGUAGGGAAAGUGUUUCAAAGAUCCUUGGAGAACCUAAUCCUGAAUUGGCCGAUCUCAUAGAAAACGAGUGCAACAAGAAAUCUUGGGAAGGUAUAAUCCCAAGACUUUGGCCUAAAACCAAGUUUAUUGAAAGCAUUGCAACUGGUCAAAUGGCUCAACACAUCCCAACAUUGGAGUUUUACUCCAACAAGUUGCCAUUGAUUUCGUCUAGUUAUGUAUCUUCCGAAACUAUGUUUGGGAUUAAUAUGAGUCCUCUUUGCAAACCUAAAGAUGUCUCAUACACAUUUAUGCCAAACUUUUCAUAUUUUGAGUUCCUACUUGUUGACGCGGGCGAUCACAAAGUCGAAAUUGUUGAUCUCGUGGAUGUCAAGUUAGGUUGCUACUACGAACCCUUGGUCACAAAUCAUUCUGGUCUACACAGAUAUAAGAUGGGUGAUAUUCUUCAGGUUACUGGAUUUUACAACAAUGCACCUCAGUUUAGAUUUGUACGUAGAGGCAAUUUGACGCUAAGUGUUAAUAUGGAGGUAACAACAGAUGCAGACCUUUUAAAUGCGGUGACACAUGCAAAAGUGGUUCUUGAAUCAUCAGAUUUGAUGCUAAUGGACUUCACAAGCUAUGCGGAUAUUUCUACUUCACCAGGUCACUAUGUUCUUUACUGGGAACUCAAAGCCAAAUACAACAACGACAUUGCUGAUCAACUUGAUAACAAAGUUUUAGUAGAAUGUUGUUAUGUGGUGGAGGAAUCACUAAACAGUUUUUAUAGAGAUUAUAGAAGUAGAGAGGGAUCCAUUGGAGCGCUCGAGAUAAGAGUGGUGCAACAAGGAUCUUUCGAUGCUGUCAUGGAGUUUUUCAUCAGUCAAGGAGCUUCCUCGACUCAAUACAAGACACCCAUUUGCAUCAAAUCUUCCGAGGCCUUGGGGAUUUUAGAGAAAAGGGUUCAUGCUCGGUUCUUUACUGAUAAGUCCCUCUCCUCAUAAUUUCAUCUUUUAUGUCUUGUGUAUGCAUUAAAAUAAAAGCUCGUGGACAA
This is a messenger RNA of Capsella rubella, 1790 nucleotides long. RefSeq names its product 4-substituted benzoates-glutamate ligase GH3.12. Lineage: Eukaryota; Viridiplantae; Streptophyta; Magnoliopsida; Brassicales; Brassicaceae. Gene Ontology annotation, cellular component: cytoplasm. The record is from RefSeq and is a predicted model, not a curated record. Gene Ontology annotation, molecular function: acid-amino acid ligase activity. The transcript is spliced from 4 exons. Bases 1 to 1740 code for a protein of 579 amino acids.